Mangifera indica (mango) is the source of this 1695-nucleotide messenger RNA. Its product is annotated as cytochrome P450 72A397-like. Gene Ontology annotation, molecular function: monooxygenase activity; oxidoreductase activity, acting on paired donors, with incorporation or reduction of molecular oxygen; iron ion binding. The record is from RefSeq and is a predicted model, not a curated record. The transcript has 5 exons. NCBI's taxonomy places the organism in Eukaryota, Viridiplantae, Streptophyta, Magnoliopsida, Sapindales, Anacardiaceae. The coding region runs from base 35 to 1603 and encodes 522 amino acids.
CUGAGUUGAGAUUUUGAAUUCAAAGAAAACAAGAAUGGGAAACUUAAUCUUAUAUUUCUUUUGGCUGUCUUCGUUGCCUCUUCUGGUGUACGGAGUUGCAAGAGUUUUCUACUCCAUUUGGUGGAAACCCAAAUGGCUGGAGUGGCAGAUAAAGCAGCAGGGAGUUGCAGGCAAUUGCUACAAGCUUCUGGUUGGGGACAUGAAAGAGUUAAUAAAGCUGAUAAGUGAAGCAUGGUCCAAACCUAUUCAUCUAAACCACAAGAUUGUUCAGAGAGUCGAUCCAUUCACUCUAAAAAAUGUUCAAAAAUAUGGGAAUAUAUCGCUUUGUUGGAAUGGGACAAGCCCCAGGAUGAUCAUCAAGGAUCCAGAAUUGAUGAAAGAGGUGUUGUCUAACAAGGAAGGUCACUUUCAAAAACCACCAUUGAAUGCUCUUAUUCUCAUUUUAGCAAGAGGAUUGACAAGUUUAGAGGGUGAAAAGUGGGCCAAACAUAGAAGAAUACUCAAUCCUGCCUUUCACCUCGAGAAAUUGAAGGUAAUGAUUCCAGAAUUUUUAACAAGCUCUAGCAAUAUGAUAGAACAAUGGAAGAAGAUGGUUGGUGAUGAAGGAAGUAGUGAAUUAGACAUUUGGCCUGAAUUUCAGAAACUUACUGCAGAUGCUAUUUCUCGGGUGGCUUUUGGGAGCAACUAUGAACAAGGGAAAAGAAUCUUUCAGCUUCAAAAGGAGCUUUUACAACUAACCAUUGAAGCAAUGCAGACAGUGUACAUUCCUGGUUAUAGAUUUGUUCCAAUGAAGAAGAAUCGGAGAAGAAAGGAAUUGGACAGAGAGAUCACAACAAUGCUAAGAAAUAUAAUUCAGGGAAAAGAAAAUGCAAUGAAAACCGGAGAAUCCAGGGUCGAUGACUUGCUGGGCAUACUCCUGCAAUGUAAUAACCAAAACAUUCUGCAAGACAAUUCAAGUAGCACAACAAUUACUGGGAUGACAAUCGAAGAGGUGAUAGAGGAAUGCAAGGUUUUCUACAUUGCUGGCCAAGAAACUACCUCGAGCUUGCUCACAUGGGCAAUGAUAGUCUUAGCUAUGCACCUAGAUUGGCAAGAGAAAGCGAGGCAAGAAGUUUUACAGAUUUGUCAAAAGAUUGAACCUAACUUUGAAGCCAUAACUCACCUUAAGACUGUUACCAUGAUACUUUAUGAAGUCUUGAGGUUAUAUCCGCCAGUUAUUGCUGAGUAUCAACACACCAAUCAGAAAACCAAUUUAGGAGAAAUCUACCUUCCUGCUGGGGUAGAUAUAACACUGCCUACACUUCUCAUUCAUCAUGAUCCUGAGCUUUGGGGUGAUGAUGCAGAUGAAUUUAAACCAGAGAGAUUCUCUCAAGGCAUUGCCAAGGCAUCUAAGGGUCAGGGUCAAUCAGCAUUCUUUCCUUUUGGAUGGGGACCUCGCACUUGUAUCGGCCAAAAUUUCGCCAUGCUAGAAGCUAAGGUGGCUUUAGCUAUGAUUCUACAAAACUUCUCAUUCCAGCUCUCACCUUCCUACUCUCAUGCUCCCUAUACUGUCACGACUCUUCAACCACAACACGGAGCUCAAAUUAUUUUACACAAGCUCUAAAGCAUUAGGCUUAGCUGAAAUGUUGAAGAUUAUGAACUGAAUCACAUACGAAUAAAAGUAAAGCAUCUGUCCUGUGUUAUAUUUCUGGAGAA